Messenger RNA from Cuscuta europaea, 3289 nucleotides. NCBI's taxonomy places the organism in Eukaryota, Viridiplantae, Streptophyta, Magnoliopsida, Solanales, Convolvulaceae. The record is from the annotation of a GenBank genome assembly.
UUUAUUUUUGUUCCUAAACCAGUCUCGUUUGAAGCUUUUGGAGAGCUAUAUGACUAUAAUUCUGAUUCAGGAAUCCAUUUUUGAACAAUAAAAGUUUUGGUGCAUGUGAAUGAUGGGAUAUUGUUUUGAGAAGUAAAGAUUUUCUCCUUUGAUAGAUGUUUCAAAUGUUUGACUAAAUAAACCUUGAGAGGAUAUUUCAGUUGAACAUCAUCACAAACAUCAUAGGUAGAAGCUCUAAAUCUUUUGUGUUUAGAUGUCCCAUCACUCACAUCACAAUGAUGACUUGAAGUACUAAACUGCCUGGUUGCACUAACAGAAGCACUAGAUUGAGUUCUCACAAGAGUAGAAUCAUCAAUAGAAGACUUAGAAGACUUGUCUGUGUCAGAACUAGGUGACUGGAUGAUUGAAUUUGAGCGAGAAGCUUUGAAAUUACUACAAGACUUGGUGGAGAAACUCCCCCUUCUCUCUAAAAUGAAGAGAGAGAAACUCCCCCUUCUCUCUAAAAUUCCAACCUUUUGAACUCCGGCCAUGGAAUUUCGGCAGCAACAUGGCCGAACUAAGUACACCACCAACAAUGGACAAAGGUCCUACAUUCAAAAUCAACCACCAAGAAUCACUACUCCCUCUUGGAAUCGCAUUAAGAGCAGACCCCGUGAUAGGGGAGAUGGCUACAACAACGCUCAAAGGUUCGUGCAAAUUAGCUACAGUAGACCUCCACCUCACUGGUACAACAAACACGACCGCCAUAGCACAAGAACCAGAAUUCAAUCGAACACUCGUAUGAGGUUCAGAACAAAUCCCUACUCCACACACUACCAUACGGAUUUAGUCUUUACCCCACACUUCAAUAGAAAGGAAAUACAACUCAGAUCCUCUGCAGAACGACGGCUCCCCUCCCAUGAACUGGCUGAUGUCCAACGUCUACAUCCAGAGCACACUGACUACGCGGAAGAUAUGGACGAGUCUUGGAACAUAGUUCGCCACAGACGAAGGCGCUCCUUUCCCUAUCCCAGGGAAAGAACGAAACGAAGUUCAUCCUGGUUAGUUGAUAAUCCUAACCGUUUCAUUUUGCUUGAUUCUGAACAAGAUGACUUGAAUCUUCCUCCCCACAAUCGAUUCAAUCGACGAUUAGAGGAUAUCAGCAAGUCUGAUAUUCAAAAUACACAUCACCCUGAAGCGGCGCUCGGAAAGGAACCUUCAGAUAGGGGAACCAAUAGCGUCGAGAACUCAGGCUCCGAAUCCAUUUCGCCGAUGUCCUUACCUGCACCGAACUUAGCCGGAAGCGCCGAUGGCGAUAAGGCGCCAUGGGGAGGCCCACCGACGUGGUCCAGUGGGAACUUGAUGAAGACUGCCAAUCUGGAUCGCCAACUUGCUAGACUGGCGGUACACAGUAAGCAGUACGCAUAGCCUACAGACAAAAAGGACAGAGACACGGGGAUAAGAUUGGACCAGGGCCAUACGACUGCAGCAGUACGUAGGCUUACUUGGGCCGAAGUGGUCCGGUGGGAAGCAGACCCCUGUGGAGCCCAAUCCAGCCAUCCCAAAUCAAUCGGUAGUCCCCUCUCAAGGCACGCCAAAUACAAAACAGUGCGAAAGCUUUUAUUUUAUUGGAGAAGAUGGUUUUGACUCCAUCAAAAUUGAAUCCAAACUGUUCAGGUUUGCGGCCACGGAUAAUGAAAUUGAAAUUUUUGAGAUGCAAAAAUCCGUGCUAAGAAGAAUCAAUUUCAAAAAAGACGAUGCUCCAAAUAUCUACAGCUGCAUUUUACAAAUCAUAGGCCCAAGUAAUGACAAUUACAGACAGAGCAGAAAAGUUGGGAAUCUCACAAUCUCUACUCAAAUUAAAAAAUCAAGGUCGAAUCUGAAGAUUUCUAAAGCAAGUGGGACCUCCAUUGAAGACCCCAUGGGUCCCCUCAAUUCCAAUCUCAAAGACUUUUUGUCAUUAUUCUCUAAUUUUGCAAAAUUAUCUACUGAGCAGAAGGAAACCGGACAUGGGGAGCACACUCCAGAUGACCCCGAGGAAAUCAGCAUUUCCAAACUCAUUUUUAACUAUGAAGUACAGAGGGCAUUCAGUGAUGUGUCAAAAAGCAUAGAUAUUGCGCAUAGGAGCUUGAUUCCUAUACCCCAACAGGAUUAAUUGCGGAUAUAGACAAACACGGUGAGAUUGCGGGAAGCUCAAAAUUUGAAACCGGCCGAAAUAUCAGAUGUCUCCACAGAAGGACUAAAAACUAGGAGUCAAUCAAAAACGCUCCAAGAUGAUGAAGACUAUUUCAUCUACCCGGUUUACUCAAACUAUUAUUCACCCCAAAAGCUAGUAACAUGUCUGGAACGCUACAAGUCAUCACACCCAGAUGCAAAGUCUUACCCCCCUUAUCUCCAAAGGGCUAUCCAAUUUCACCUCAAAUACAAUCGGCUGCUCUCCAUCCACCACUGUAGGGGUGCCUACAACAUAUGUUAUUAGUUAACUUUUUUUCUUGCGACUUUCUCUUGUAUUUUCCUUUAUCGAUCUUUGUACUUGCAAUCCUUUUUCUAAUAAAUUGGAAAGUGUUCCCCGGCGCUUUCCCCACUGUCAGUGGAAUUUUCAAAAAAAAAAAACAGUGUAUUUUAGUAAUUAGGCAAUAAUCCCUUGAUAUUUUUUUAAAAAAAUACUACCAGACUUGGUAAAAAGAGAUUUUGAUUUUUUAGAAAACAUUUUAAGUCUUGUAGCCUCCUUUUGAGUUUGUUUGAAAAUCCAGGCCAUCCUCUUCUCUUGUCGUUUAUUAAGAACAUUACCUUUUGGUUUUUCAAAAUGAGAGAAAGAGGGUGAGCCAUUUUCCUUAGAAACGUGUUGAGGAGGUUUUGAAAAAUUGCCUUUAGGAACAGGAGACGAGGUUAAGUCCCUUUUUCUUGAAAAAUGGUUUUUAUUUUUAUUCUUUUCAAAAAGGGAAUUUUCAGGAGUCUUCGAGCCUUGAGAGGAUUGAUCAGUUAAUUCAGAUAUUUUCUUCAAAAGAUUUUCCUUUUCAGAUUUAAACUUUUCUCAUUCUUCUUCAAAAGAAGAAUGGAGAUCAGCCAUUUUCUUGAUUAUUGCAGGAAAAUAUGGUUCAGAAACUUUUGAAGUGGAGGCCUCUUCCCCAUUGGACACAGUUUGAUUUUCAAGAGGAGAGAGGGCAAUAUAGUCAUCAGAAAGAGAAAUUUGUCUAGUAGCAUAGCUGUCAUUAAGUGCAGUAUAAUCAUAUCCAAUUUCAGCUUUUGCUCUAUUCUUCCUUUUGUCCUCUUCUUCCUCACUAGUUUCAGAAGCACUAGUAUAUUUCAU